ACACGCAGUGCUGCUGCGAGGUACAAUCAGUGGAGAAGAGUCAGGCGGCGGAGUCUCGGCUGGGAGUGACUGGACGCUGCGGACUGCCGGCCGGGUAGGGGCGCUGGACCGGGGGGAGCCCCUUCAGGAGGAAGCACUAGAGCUGCGUGGCGAUGAGGCAGCGGAGAGGAUGAUCAGACCCUGGCAAGACUCACUCCACAGGAACCGUCCCGCCCAAGGUAUGAGAAAUGAGUGUUGGAAGGAGAAGAUUCAAGCUGGUGGGGAUCUUAAUGAUGGUAAACUUCUUCAUCUAUGUCAUCGUUGAAGUAUCGAAGAGCGACAGCCAAGACAAAAAUGGGAAAGGCCAGGUUCUAUUACCUACCGGUCAGUUCUGGAGGAAGCGGGCAGCAAGCGGAGCUUAUUGGAAUAGAGAGCAACAAAAACUCGACCGCUUGUACAAUCCCAUCCUAAACCUGCUCAAUAACGCUACCGUGGAAGAGAUGGUGGCUUCCAACGCAAGUCUUUUAAAUUCAUGCGAAAUGGAUCUAAAUAUACGGUCCGAAAUCAAGGAUUUUGACAGCCUGCCAGACAGAUUUAAAGACUUCCUUUAUUAUAUAAGAUGCAAGAACUAUUCUCUGGUGUUGGAUCAGCCACAUAAAUGUAAAGAUAAGCCUUUCUUGCUGCUGGCCAUCAAGUCCCUUACACCACAGUUUGAUAGACGACAAGCCAUACGGGAGUCCUGGGGCAAGGAACUGAAAGUGAACAACAUGACUGUGGUCAGAGUGUUUCUCCUUGGAGAUACUCCACAGGAGGAUCAUCAUCCCGAUCUUUCUGGCUUGAUAAAAUAUGAAAGUGACCGGUAUAAAGACAUCCUUCUCUGGAAUUACCGAGACACUUUCUUCAAUUUAACUCUUAAAGAAGUUCUCUUUCUGAAGUGGGUAAGCCAUUCCUGUCCCGACGUCCAGUUUAUCUUUAAAGGAGACGAUGAUGUUUUUGUAAAUACCCAUCAGAUCCUGGAUUACUUGAAGACCAUCUCCACAGAAAAGGCCAAAGAUUUAUUUGUAGGGGAUGUGAUUAAGGAUGCCGGACCUCACAGAGACAAAAAGGUGAAGUACUAUAUUCCCGAGAGUCUGUACGCAGGUUCCUACCCUGUGUAUGCUGGGGGCGGGGGCUUCCUUUAUUCAGGCCAUCUUGCUUUAAGACUCUACAAUGCAACAUCUAGGGUUCUCCUUUAUCCGAUUGACGACGUAUAUACUGGAAUGUGCCUUGAGAAGCUAGGGCUCGCUCCAGAGAAACACAAGGGGUUCAAGACUUUUGAUAUAGAGGAGAAACAAAAAAAUAACAUUUGUUCGUAUUCCAAUUUAAUUUUAGUCCAUCCUAGAAAACCCCAAGAAGUGAUUAAGAUUUGGUCCAAGCUGCAAGACUCUAGUUUGAAUUGUUAAGAUGGGAGUGCAUGGUCUACGCCUUGCGGAAGGAUUUCUGAUUUGCACUGCUUAUAUCAUGAGUACAUGUCUUUAUCACACUGAAUGUUUCCAAAGACGUUGCUGAACCAGAAGGCUGUAAAUCUAUAUAUUUUUCAUGUUUCCUUCCUUUUUUUUGUUUGUUUUUGUUUUAGGGUACUUUCACACUUGCGGCAGA
Molecule: messenger RNA, 1617 nt
Organism: Bufo bufo (common toad)
Lineage: Eukaryota; Metazoa; Chordata; Amphibia; Anura; Bufonidae
Gene: B3GNT2
Product: UDP-GlcNAc:betaGal beta-1,3-N-acetylglucosaminyltransferase 2
Exons: 2
Coding region: 228-1421 (397 amino acids)
Cellular component (GO): membrane
Molecular function (GO): hexosyltransferase activity
Source: RefSeq, a predicted model, not a curated record